GAUAAACCAGAAAGGGCUGAAACUUUAAAUCUGAGGACUCGUGUGGAAAGGGCAGAAGACACUUGUCGCCCCCAGCAAACAUUAGCCGGCGAAGAAGAAGGAAACGACACGAUCUCCCUCUACAAGCGUGUAGCUUUGGUUGGCAAUCUUCUAUAAUGGGGUCAUACAUGAACUUCAAGGAUUUUGGGGACACAGUGCUGCCGGAUGGUAGUGGGGGGACACCAUUGGGUAAUUAUCCAUUGGCUCGACAAUCUUCAGUAUAUUCCUUGACCUUUGAUGAGUUCCAAAAUACCUUGGCUGGACCUGGAAAGGACUUUGGAUCUAUGAACAUGGAGGACCUUUUGAAAAGCAUUUGGACAGCUGAAGAGACUCAAGCCAUGUCUUCUUGUCCUGGUGGGGGAGAUGCGAUGGCCAUGGGUGGAAAUUUGCAGAGGCAAGGUUCUCUAACAUUGCCACGCACAUUAAGUCAGAAAACUGUUGAUGAAGUGUGGAGAGAUGUGCUCAAAGAAACUGUUGGUACAAAAGAUGGAAGUGGUGGUGGGGGAUCAAAUUUGGAGGUGAGGCAGCCGACUUUGCGUGAAAUGACAUUAGAAGAGUUCCUGGUAAGAGCAGGGGUUGUCAGAGAAGAUAUUCAGCCUUCUUGGCCAGCAAAUAACAAUGGAAUCUAUGGCAGUUUACCUCAGCCCAGUGGUUUCAAUAAUGGUUUAACUACAGGAUUUCAACAACCACCUCGUAACCAAGGUGUGUUGGGUAAUCAACUUGGCGAGAACACCAAUAUAAUCCAUAAUUCGCGAGCCUUAGAGAAGAAUAUGGGGGGUGUUGUAUCUCUUGAGCAACAACCUAGGCAGUCACAGACGCAGCCUCUUUUUCCCAAACAAACAAUAGUGACAUUUUCAUCUCCUAUGCAACUUGGUAACACAGGAAACCAGGCUAGCCCUGGGGCAAAAGGUCCAGUAGCGGGAAUAGCAAAUCCUCUGAAUAAUACUCUAGUUCAAGGUGGAGCAGUGGUCAUGGGGGCAUUACGCAAUGGAGGCACGACAGUUGCAGGAGGGUCUCCUGGAAAUCAUCUACCUUCAGAUACAAUUGCUAAGAGUGAUGUAGAUACAUCUUCACUGUCCCCUUCUCCUUAUGCAUUUCGUGAAGGUGGUCGAGGAAGGAGAUCAUCUAGUUCUUUGGAGAAAGUAGUGGAGAGAAGGCGUAGGAGAAUGAUAAAAAACAGAGAGUCUGCUGCAAGGUCACGGGCUCGGAAGCAGGCAUAUACCUUGGAAUUGGAAGCAGAAGUAGCAAAGCUCAGAGAAAUGAACCAAGAGUUGCGGAAAAAACAGGCAGAAUAUAUGGAGAUACAGAAAAAUCAGGUAUCAGAAACAACAAAUAUGCCACGGGGAGGUAAAAGAAUAUGUUUGAGAAGGACAAUGACGGGACCUUGGUAGAGUUAAGUCCACAAAUUUAUUGACCCCCGCCAUUCGUGAAUAGGAUUGGAUGGUGUGUUAUAAUCUGAUUCAGAUCUCAUUAUAUACAUAAUGUAGGUAGUUUUAUGUACAGAAGCAAAGAGUGUCUUGCUGUAAAAUUACAGAACCAUUAUUGUAUUAUGAGAUUCGGGUUUGUGUGAUAUCUAUUUGCUUCUCAUCUGA
This is a messenger RNA of Olea europaea var. sylvestris, 1631 nucleotides long. Its product is annotated as ABSCISIC ACID-INSENSITIVE 5-like protein 7. The transcript is spliced from 5 exons. Lineage: Eukaryota; Viridiplantae; Streptophyta; Magnoliopsida; Lamiales; Oleaceae. Gene Ontology annotation, biological process: positive regulation of DNA-templated transcription. The record is from RefSeq and is a predicted model, not a curated record. The coding region runs from base 156 to 1430 and encodes 424 amino acids. Gene Ontology annotation, cellular component: nucleus. Gene Ontology annotation, molecular function: DNA-binding transcription factor activity.